AUGUCAUCAGCUUCACGUCGAAUUUCCAAAGGUGAAGCACUAGAUGAUGGUAAACUGUUAAAUAAUUCUCUACACCAAUUACACGAGCAAAAUGUAACAAUGAUUCGAAGCUGCUCCGAGGUAAUACCACGAGUAAAUAAUUCGUUGUGGCCCGGUCAGUUGACACAUUCUAGGUCAGCUAUUUCAAGUGAAAUGCCGCUUAUUGGAGAAUGUCGUCAUUGUGAUCAAAUCUGUCGCUGUUCAUGCUGUCCAUACUGCGAUCAUGUUGUUAUCGUUUAUUCGCCGGCCUCAAAGCCACGUCUUUCAAAUAUAACAUUUUCUACAGUAACAAGUGCUACUGGAUUACCAACAAUUGCCGCUGAGCCUUCUAGGCCACGAUCAAGCAGCUAUUGGAAGCAGCCGGAUCGUGAAAGUUGUAAAAGUGGCGCUAAUCUGCAGAAUAAACAUUACCUCCAGCCGCAAACAUCCAAUACACCUACAACUGAUUCUAGCAUACUAAACGAAAAACAAAAGGAGGAUACGAUAUUGAUUAGAAAAUCUAAAAAUAAUCGAAACACGCAGGAUGAUGAAGUUGAUAUACUCACAGCGGCGUGCACAAGUUUGGAACAGUUUGAUAAUUCUGUGAUACGUACGCCAGAUGGUACAAAUUACAGUUGCACGGAGUUGAAUUCAGAUAAUGAAUUGGCAAGGAUUGCCGAAUGGGCCUUUCCUAUUUUUCAUUUUGCUGAACGACAUCCAAAAACUACACUUAGCAGGAUAGCUUAUUCGAUAUUCAGAGAACAUAGCCUUUUCCGGAUUUUCAAAUUAUCACCAAAUAAAUUUUUUAAUUUCUUUCAUUCAUUGGAAUGCGGGUAUUGGGACAUUCCUUAUCAUAAUCGUAUACAUGCAGCAGACGUGUUACACGGGUGCCAUUAUUUGACAUGUCAUCCAGUUUGUGCGUUCCUGGAUAUACCAGCCAAUAGUUCCGAACCUUCUGAUAAUUCUCCAUUACCUCUCUUAAGCAGUAUGAGUACACUUGAACUAAUGGCUUUAUUUACUGCGGCAGCAAUGCACGACUACGAUCAUCCGGGUCGCACAAAUGCAUUUCUUGUUGCAGCUGAAGAUAAAAAAGCUAUUUUAUACAAUGAUCGAUCAGUAUUAGAAAAUCAUCAUGCUGCUGAAUCAUGGCGUCUUUUAUCGAAACCAGAAAAUUCUUUUAUUGAAACAUUAGAUGCCGCUGAGACGAAACGAUUUAGAUAUCUUGUAUUGGAAUAUAUCCUUGCCACUGAUCUCAAGCUACAUUUUGAUAUCAUAAUGCAAUUUAAUGAAAAAGCACCAGAUAUGGAUUUAGGUAAUGAAUCAGAUCGUGUGAUCAUUUCACAGAUGCUCAUUAAAUUUGCUGAUGUCAAUAGUCCUUCUAAACCAUAUUUACUUCAUCGUCAAUGGACCGAUCGUAUUUGUGAAGAGUUUUAUGGUCAGGGCGAUGAAGAGAAAAGACGUGGUAUGGCGGUAUCACCAUAUAUGGAUCGAGAUGAUCCAGCGGUUGCCAAAUUGCAAGAUUCGUUCAUUUCGCAUAUCGUUAAUCCAUUAGCUGUUGCAUUGAAUGAAGCACGUCUUCUACCAGUUUUACCAGGUUUAGAAGAACCGGAAUUGAUCAUCAAUCUGAAACAUAACCAUCAGAAAUGGCUUGCCGAACUGGAAGGACAAGUAACUUCCACAAAAGUCAUAGAAUCAGGCAUUACAGCGCCUGCAACCAUUGCUUCUAAUCAACCACCUUCAAUAUCACUGAAAACAUCAAAUGAUGUAAUCGCCGAAGAGACUGGUAAUGAGGAACAAAACAGUGAAUGCGAUAGUAGUAGUAAAGAUCGUGAAAACGAGAAUGGAUAUUCAAGCGAGCAUAUUCAGGUAGAACUUUCUUUUCUACCUUUAUGA
Molecule: messenger RNA, 1911 nt
Organism: Cercopithifilaria johnstoni
Lineage: Eukaryota; Metazoa; Nematoda; Chromadorea; Rhabditida; Onchocercidae
Source: the annotation of a GenBank genome assembly